Molecule: messenger RNA, 2133 nt
Organism: Clonostachys solani
Lineage: Eukaryota; Fungi; Ascomycota; Sordariomycetes; Hypocreales; Bionectriaceae
Source: the annotation of a GenBank genome assembly
AUGGAUUCGUCACCGCGGCGUCGCACCGCUCAAAAUGAUAGUGGCGUGAGUUCGGAGACAGACAUUGGCCGGAACGAUGGCUACAACAACAUCGAAGCCAGUCCCAGUCAGAACCCAGCCCCCGGCUUGGGCCCACGAAGUGUGUGGUCCAUCCUCGGACAAUGGUGGCCGGAGUUUUUCUCCUUUCUGGCGGCAUGCGGAUUGCUGGCGGCCAUAUUUGGUGUUCUUGAGAGGAAUAACGACCAGAGAAGUAACCAGUGGACCAUCUCGGGACUCAGUCUGAACUCUUUCGUCGCCUUGCUCUCCGCAAUCCUGAGAGCCUUGGUCCUCCUCGUCGUGGAAGAAGUCAUCAGUCAGCAUAAAUGGUUGUGGCAGCUUCGCCGCAGACCGGUAGGCCAACUUAACUCUAUCGACGAGGCAAGCAAGUCGCUCAUGGGCUCCUUUUUGCUUCCCUUCCGCCUGCGUACAUGGUUUUCCAACAUGUACAUCGGAUGUCUCAUCAUGAUCUUGUCCUUGGCUAUCGGGCCUUUCAGCCAGCAGGCAGUAGGAACCAAGACCUGCUCAAUUUGGCAGAAUGGCGUCAAGGCCCAGGUUCCAUAUACCACUCGAGGGCCCGAGUACUUCCGAUACGGAUCAGGACUGUUCGAUAUCGAGCCCGGUUACGCCGGCAGAAUGGCCAGUGCUUGCAUGGAUCCAUCCACCCAGAACUCGACAUUCCUCGUCGAAGGGUGCUCCACAGGAAACUGCACAUUCAUACCCAACCAGCAAGAUGACUACUCUUUAUCGACGCUCGGAGUGUGUUCCAAGUGCAUGGACACAACCAAGUACCUCCAGAAGAACAAAGACAGUCAGAGCGGCUACGAUAUUGUUUCGAUCCCUGAUCUCAUCAACAUGACGGGAAACUACCAGAUCACCGGCUUGGAAUCACGCAUCAGUUCCCUCAGCUGGGCCCAGGCUGACUUUGACGACAUGCAACGAGCACUCUUCCCAGCAUCCAUCAUCAACUACACAGUUGUUGGUACGACAUCUGCCGGCUGCUCGUACGCCAACGAAUCAAGCAUCAUCACCGGAUGUACUCCCCCAACCGCGCUGGACUACACAUGGAAGGCUGGAAACAGAGAUCCGCCAAUGAACGUCUUCUCUUCGGGCUGCACGUUCUACCUGUGCAUGAGACACCAUAGCAUCUCGGUUGACCGUGGCGUCUUCAAGGAAGAGCUUGUUUCUUCUUCUCCGGGUUUCCACAUGGUCCCUGAAGGGUCCCUCGAUCAUGUCUACCUUUGGAAAGACAAGUGCAAGGUCGGUGACGAGACGAUUGAUAUGACUAGAGCGAGGACUGUGAAUUUCCAAGAUGGGAUUAUCGAUGUUCGGUUAAAUGACGAGGACACCGUGGGUCGUACGUUCCCCAACACGACGGACUGUCUCGAAGCCGUUUCGUGGCAAAGCUACAGAGCCCUCCAGAAGUCGAUGCAGCUGUUCAACGGAACCUGUCGCUACCCCUCUCAAGCCACCCUUGGCAGCGUCAAAGGCCGAAGGGAGCAGAUCCAGUGCGAUGACUACUAUCUCUCCGGCCUGCUCUCGGAUGGACUGGGCUCUGCUUCAGCAGUCUCGAGCACAUUCGAGGCCGUUGCCAACGCAGUUACGAACCGCAUGCGCCAGAUGGCCGUGCAAUCCAACUUCACCGCUGACGGGGGCAGCCCUACUUAUGAGAAAUCACAGGAAUCCCAGACCCAGGGUGGAUUUGUCCAGGGUGGAUAUAUCUACGGCAACGUGCUCGAGUACGGCGUCUGCACCGACUUCCACGGCGCGUGGCUCAUCUUCCCGCUGCUGCUCCUCGUGGCCACCGCCCUGUUCCUGCUCCACACCGUCAUCCGCUCGGUUCUCCGUCGCCACCAGGAGCCGCUGUGGAAGAGCUCGUUGCUGCCGGCGCUCUAUGCCAGUCCCGAGUCGCAGCUGCAGGCGGGCUACCACUCUCUGCAGCAGCUCGAGGAGAAGGCCGACCAGGAUUCCGUGCAGCUGGUCAAGACUGGAGAUUACAAGUGGGAAUUGGUCAAGGAUUCUGAGCAUAGUGAGCAGGAACUGGCGCCAAUGGCUGCGCCGGUAGAUAUGGGGCAGGAGUAUGCACACAAACGAUAG